AUGCCCAAUCCCAAAAACGCCCCUCCGGCCCAUUCCAAGAUCACCGACGAACAACUCGCAGACUGGAGACGUGGCGCAAGCACAGCAUCUACCGGUCCAAUCCCGCAUGGGCGACAACCAAAUCUCGAACCUCGUCCGACAGGCCCUCCGCCCACCAGUCCGACCACUGCCAAACAUCUUCGCGAUGUAGGCUACGACAACAGUACCGGCGGCGAAGAACUAGAGCUCGAUACCUUUUGCAUCUGCAAGAAGCCACUACCGCAAUAUCUCGACGAGAACAAGAUCAUCCGCUGCAACAAUCGCCUUUGUAAGAUAAACAUCUUCCACCUACGCUGCGUCAACCUCCCCGGGUUGCCGACUCAGCACCUCGCCUGGAUGUGUCCGCCUUGUCGGAACGGAUUCAUGGGCUCUACGAACGAUGAGACUGGACUGUUUGAUCCUGAUGAAGGUAUGCGUGCGGGAAUGAUGUCGGCGGGGCAGUGGGUUCAGGAGGAGAGAGAAAGGGUCAGAAGGAAGAAGGAGAGGAAGCAAAGAGAGGAGCGGGCGGAGGUAAAGGAGCGGGCGCUCCCGGAGGUAGAAAGCAGUGCGGCUCCCGGGGCUCGAGGAGUAGUGGGGGGAACAAUCGCAGACAUGGUGAGGGCUGCAGCAGAGGAUGAGAGGAGACUCCAGUGGCAGAAGUAUUUGCUCGAAACGGCGUCCCACCAGGCGGAGUUGAGAUCUCGACAAAGACCGGAGAUGAUAAGAGAUGCGGACCGUGGGCUCGCGGCAGGUGGAGAGGGAGUGCAGGACGAAAUGACAGGCGAAGGAGGAGAUGAAGAGAUGAGGACGGUCGCGCUUGAAGCCGGGGAGGAAUCAGCGUUGGCAAAGCAGAAGACACAAUUCACCUUCGUCGAGGAGCAUCCGGAGGAAUGGAAUGACCGUCAAAGCCCAGAAGCGGAUGUGGGCAAGCUCGGUGGACCCGGGGAAGGCCACGAGGCUGGGCAAGUCAGCGGACGGGAAGCAGAUCAUGUCGAGUCGGGAAAGAAGAUUGACACGCCGGGCGCAGAGCAUGACAUGCAGGCUCCAAGGCAAGAUGAGCUCUCUGCGUUGGACAAUGAGUCCGGUGCAAGAAGAAACAGCGAGCUGAAAGAGCGUACGGAAAAGAUCGUGGAGGAUGUGGACCACGACAUGGGCGCUGAAAAGACCGGCAUGAUCACAGCGGAGCACGAGGGCGUAAAAGAGAAUAUCGAGCGACCAGCCACCGACGAAAAGUCGAUGGCCGAUGGGAUCAGCAAGGUUGCAGAUUUGGCGCCAGACUCGGACGUCGCUGUUCCCCAGGAAUUGGACGAUCAGGCGGAGGGAGCUACUCUUGACGAUAUGAUCACUGAGGCUGUCGUACAGCUUGAGGCUGAGAGAGUUUCAAAGGCGACAGCAGCGGCUGAAGCCGAAGAAAAGAUCGGAUCUGAAAGGACGGUCGAGGCCGCGACACAGGGCAAGGCCGAGAGAAACAGCGAAUUGGAAGCAGAGGACGGCAACGAGCUUGAUGUCGAUGAAGAGGUUGAUGUUCAUGGGGAGGAUGAAGCCGCACAGAGGGUUGUCGACGAUGCGGCAUCAAGUUCGGACGACGACACCAUUGUGGUGAAGCAUGUUCAGAGGGAGGGUGAUAGGCCUGCACGCUGA
This is a messenger RNA of Zymoseptoria tritici IPO323, 1659 nucleotides long. RefSeq lists its product as uncharacterized. The transcript has a single exon. NCBI's taxonomy places the organism in Eukaryota, Fungi, Ascomycota, Dothideomycetes, Mycosphaerellales, Mycosphaerellaceae. Bases 1 to 1659 code for a protein of 552 amino acids. The record is from RefSeq and is a predicted model, not a curated record.